This is a messenger RNA of Misgurnus anguillicaudatus (oriental weatherfish), 1568 nucleotides long. RefSeq names its product hypoxanthine phosphoribosyltransferase 1, like (gene hprt1l). Gene Ontology annotation, molecular function: hypoxanthine phosphoribosyltransferase activity; magnesium ion binding. Gene Ontology annotation, biological process: purine ribonucleoside salvage; guanine salvage; IMP salvage. Gene Ontology annotation, cellular component: cytosol. NCBI's taxonomy places the organism in Eukaryota, Metazoa, Chordata, Actinopteri, Cypriniformes, Cobitidae. The record is from RefSeq and is a predicted model, not a curated record.
GACAUCAUCGCCGCGUUAUCAGCGCAAUGAACGUGGUACUUCAAGAAGCGCCCGGCAGUAGUUUACCUGUUUAUUUGAAGCCACAAGGUUUAGUGCAGUUCAUGCGCUACCCCAUUCCCGCUGGACUAGAAACGCACUCGCUUGCUUCCGUUGGUAAAUCAGAUCAAAAGGAUUGUGACGUCAGGAUGGAUGACGCGUUGCGUUGACUUCAUGCAAAGCAAGCAACACCGGGCGCUGUGGACGAGACGCGAGCGACGGACCUACAGUAUCUGCUCUUCUCAAACAGCAUGAGACCAGGCUGAAUGAAGGACAAACAUCUCGGCAUGGCCUCGUAUCUGGAGGUGAGAGACACGAGUGAUGUUUGUAUGACGCGUUUACGCGUACCUGUUUAUAAACAGGUUGAUGGUUCGGAGCUGUUUGUUCAGAAACCGAUAGCUGAUGACAGCAAGGGACAUGAACUGGAUCUUUUCUGUGUCCCCAAACAUUACGAGGAGGAUUUGGACAGUGUUAUAAUACCCAAUGGCCUUAUUAAGGACAGGACUGAAAGGUUGGCUAGAGAUAUUGUUCGGGACAUGGGCGGACAUCACAUUGUGGCUCUGUGUGUUUUGAAAGGAGGGUAUAAGUUCUUUGCGGACUUGAUGGAUUACAUCAAGGCAUUAAAUCAAAACAUUGAUAAGUCUGUGCAAUUGACGGUGGAUUUCAUUAGACUAAAGAGCUACUCAAAUGAUCAGUCAACCAACUGUGUGAAAGUUAUUGGCGGAGAUGAAUUAUCAGCUCUUACUGGCAAAAAUGUGCUCAUAGUUGAGGACAUUAUAGAGACAGGGAAAACUAUGGAAACCCUGCUUAAACUAUUAACUGGAUUUCAUCCUAAAAUGGUGAAAGUUGCCAGUUUACUUGUGAAAAGGACACCCAGGAGCUCAGGAUACAGGCCUGACUAUAUUGGGUUUGAAGUUCCUGAUAAGUUUCUGGUGGGAUAUGCUUUAGACUACAAUGAAUACUUCAGAGAUUUGAGUCAUAUCUGUAUAUUAAGUGACAGAGCAAAAGAGAAGUAUCAAGUAUGAUACUUGACCCACCAAGUGCUGGAUGCAUGAAGACAGAUCACUGUGAACCUUCUGUGUUUGCUUUUUUGGUUGUAAAUUGAAUUUAUUUUUGUACGUGUGAGCAGGAAUGAAGAGUGAACUCGUGCAACACAGAUUUUCACAGAUGCUGGGCAGAGAUUACUUGCAUUUUCUUCAUGGUUUAAACUAAGGCCUUUUGAUUGUAUUGAUUUUAUGUUUCAUUUAAAUCCAUUUGGCAAAUCCAAAGAGUUUAGGUUUAGAGCUCAGAGAUUAAGUUAAUUGUUGUUUGUUUAAUAUUAUAUAUUUAUUCUCUAGACAUUACCCUAGUGACAUCGGAAUGCAUUAAAACAUAAAUGCAUAUGCAGUUGAUAAGGACGGGAGGCGUCUUUCAUUAAAAUUUACAUGAACAAACAUAAUUUUGUUAUGCAUAUGUUAUAAUUGUUUAAGAAAUUAUUGUCCUUUUAAUGUCAACUGCCAUCAAUAAAAAUAAAAUAUUGAAAUAACACAGUA